Messenger RNA from Polyodon spathula (Mississippi paddlefish), 5828 nucleotides. It is a transcript of the gene capn5a, whose product is annotated as calpain 5a. The transcript has 14 exons. Gene Ontology annotation, biological process: proteolysis. Bases 567 to 2495 code for a protein of 642 amino acids. NCBI's taxonomy places the organism in Eukaryota, Metazoa, Chordata, Actinopteri, Acipenseriformes, Polyodontidae. Gene Ontology annotation, cellular component: cytoplasm. Gene Ontology annotation, molecular function: calcium-dependent cysteine-type endopeptidase activity. The record is from RefSeq and is a predicted model, not a curated record.
AGGUAUGUGAAUAAGCAGAGGGUGGGGAACAGUAGGAAAUGGAGAUUGUAUUUCUGUAACGAAAAAUCCCGCUGGCGAAACUGAAUGAACUGCACGCUUUUACACCUUUACUCGGCGAGAGAGUAAUUCACUUCCAAUUAUAUGUGAGUCUGAGAAUCCAUGUAUUGAAUAAAGAAAGCCACCUAAACCUCUAUUUUCCACAGAUUACUGGCGUUCUAUCGGCUGUACAUUAUUAAGUAAACAAAUACUAGGCAUGCUUUUGCAAACACAGUUUAGACUACAGUCGUUUGCUGGCUGUGAGUGGUCGCACAUGCUCAGUUGAGCUGUGCCGCUCGCCGCUGUCUGCCCGCUCCUCCCAAAUGUGUGAGUGCCAGGGGCUGUGAAGCACAGAUCACACUGCUGCUGGAUCCCAGGAGUAGAAGACGGAAUACGUCACCGAGGGACAGGGACGCCGUUCAGGUAGCAUCUCCUGCCCCGUCUGCACAGCUCUGUGAUCUGUGAUGCAGAGUAUUUAUAAAAGCAUCUCAACAACUCCUGCCAUACCUGAAUUAAUCCCGAACUGAAGAAUGUUCUCUUCAGUCAAGCCCUAUGAAAAUCAGCAGUACGCUGCUUUGAAGAAGGCGUGCCAGCAGAACAAGGAGCUGUUUGAGGACCCGCUCUUCCCUGCAGUCGACGAAUCACUCUUUUACCAGGGGAACCCAAUCGGCAGAGUGCAUUGGAAACGGCCCAAGGAGCUGUGUGAGGACCCCCACCUUUUUGUCAAUGGGAUCAGUGCACACGACUUGCACCAGGGCCAGUUGGGAAACUGCUGGUUUGUGGCAGCCUGCUCUAGUCUAGCCUCCAGAGAGUCUCUCUGGCAGAAGGUGAUCCCAGACUGGAAGGAGCAGGAGUGGGACCAGCAGAAGAAAGAGGCCUACGCUGGGAUAUUCCAUUUCCGGUUCUGGCGCUUCGGAGAAUGGGUGGACGUGGUGAUUGAUGACCGGCUCCCCACCAUCAACAACCAGCCGGUCUAUUGCCAUUCCAACGAUGCCAAUGAGUUCUGGAGUGCGCUGGUGGAGAAGGCCUAUGCAAAGGUGUAUGGCUGCUAUGAAGCCCUGGACGGGGGGAACACGGCGGACGCUCUCGUGGAUUUCACCGGGGGAGUGUCCGAGCCGCUCGAUCUGAUUGAAGGACAGAUUGCCCAGGAAGAAGAGUCGAGAAACCGGCUCUUUGAGCGGGUGCUGAAGGUGCACAACCGCGGGGGCCUCAUCAGCUGUUCUAUCAGAGCUACCACCAGUGCUGACAUGGAGGCACGUCUGGACUGCGGCCUGGUGAAAGGCCACGCCUAUGCCGUCACAGACGUGCGGAAGGUGAGGCUGGGCCAUGGGCUGCUGUCCUACCUCAAGUCAGAGAAGCUCUUCAUGAUCCGGAUGCGGAACCCCUGGGGCGAGAAGGAGUGGAAUGGGCCCUGGAGCGACAGUUCUGAAGAAUGGCAAAAAGUGAGCAAGAGUGAGCGAGAGAAACUGGGAGUGACGGUGCAAGACGAUGGAGAGUUCUGGAUGACUUUUGAAGACUUCUGCAAGCACUACACGGACCUGAUUCUGUGCCGCCUCAUCAACACGUCUUACCUGAGCAUCCACAAGACGUGGGAGGAGGCGGUGCUGCGGGGGUCCUGGGACAGACACGAUGACCCCUUGCGCAACCGUGCGGGGGGCUGCAUCAAUUACAAAGCCACCUUCAUGCAGAACCCACAGUAUGUCUUUGACGUGAAGAAGCCUGAAGAUGAGGUGCUGAUUUGCCUGCAGCAGAAGGACCGGAGAGCUCGCCCAAAAGAGGGGAAAGGAGAAAACCUGGCCAUGGGCUUUGACAUCCACAGGGUGGAGUUGAACAGGAAGUACAGAAUGCACACUGUCCAGCAGAAGGUGGCGGGCUCCGUCUACAUCAACUCGAGGUGUGUGUUCUUCAAGAAGGAACUGCGAGAGGGCCGCUAUGUCAUCAUCCCCACAACCUUCAACCCCGGGCACACAGGAGACUUCCUUCUCAGAGUCUUCUCAGACGUGCCUUCAGACUGCAGGGAGCUGACUCUCGAUGUGCCUCCUGAAACUUGCUGGACAGGGAUGUGCGGAUACCCCCAGCUGGUCACUCAGGUCCAUGUUCUGGGUGCUCAAGGCCUUCAAGUUCAGGGUUCAAACGGAGCUGCCAAUCUUUACGUGAUCAUAAGCUGUGAGGGGGAGAAGGUGCGCUCCCCAGUCCACAAGGACUGUCUGAGUCCAGAGUUCGAUGUGAAAGCGCUGUUCUACAGAAAGAAGCCAAGGGAACAUAUUCACAUACAGAUCUACAGUAAGACUGUGACGUGUGACACCUUCAUGGGUCAGGUGAUCCUCACUAGUGAGCCCAGUGACCUCCAGCAAGAGCACACCAUUCACCUUCGAGACAAGGGCAACCGGCAGAGCAACGACCUGCCCGGCAACAUCACAGUGUGCAUCAUCACCAAAGACGUGCUCACCAACAUAUAACGUUACCGCAGCCUUCCAUCGCGUGCUGUACGAGCAACACGGGCGACCAAAGGACUCAGAAAAAUAGGUGUUCACAAGGGCUACCUGUGUUAACAACUAUGGCUUUGCCAGCCCAGCAGGUGGCGCAAUUUGUUCAGGAUCAACGUGCUCUACAGAAUGUGUUGCCUGCACAGCCCUCUCUAUAGAAGAAGUCUUCAUGGUAAUUGUUAAUGUUUGCCAGAUUACUGUUCCUUGCACAACCAUGUCGUGAUUUCAUUAACAGAUUUAUUAUUACUCAUAGAGUGGUGCAUUUUUUUGGUAGGAGGUUUAUUGUCUUAAUUAAGUAAUAAGGACCAAGCCACCACGCAUGUUUACUGUGCAGAAAAUAUGUUUUUAUGUCUUCCUAAAACGGCAUAAAAGAUCCUUUUUAUAUGCCAAGUAAUUACACACUUUAAUGUUGCCAGUAAUUAUUAGCAUGGGAAUAUGUUUAUCUAAUGAAAUAACAAAUAGCAUAGCAUAAGGUUUAAGAUUGAUAUAUUCGCUACUGUAUAAUUUUACUUAUUUUCCAGUGUGUGUAACCUUAUCCCCAACCCUAUACGUUCUAUUGUGAUAAGUGCUUUAUGGGACCAAAGAUAGCCAUACAAUGUUGAAGGUUUAAAUGUCAUUCUUUGUUAACACUAGAACAACCAAAGAAAUCUGCCCAACCUAGAAGGAACGAGGGGCCAUUUUGACCCCUACUUGACCGUUCUAUGCUGUAGUUGCCAGUGGUGAGACUAAAACACCAUUAUAUCAUUUCUGAUAGCUUAGAGUUCUACUAAUGGCAUUGACUCUCCUGAAAAUGAUUUUUUUUUUAGGACACAAAAAGAUUAGAAAUCCUUCAGAACAAAACAUGUAAAUGUACUAAAUCAUUGUGCAUUUUACUGUUUUACAUUCAACUAUAACUGUCAUUGGGAAUAUAAAAAAUGUGAAGUCAAAACAGUAGACUAAGAGACCCAAGAAUGAUUUAUCAUUGAACAGACAGGCACAGUGUAGGUCUUCAUUCAAGAGCCACACUUUUUGCAUAUGAACUGUUUCAACUCCUUUGGUGCACAUGAACCGCAGACAGUUGAAGGCACAUGUUAGCUUGCUAGAAUUUCUGAGUCAGAAUCACUAGAGGAAAUGUCAGCAUCCUCUGAAUCCCUGUCCUGGGUGUUUUUUGGCUUUUCCAAAAUUGCAAAGAACCCUUCUUCUAGCAGCCAUCGUCUCCUGUGGGGUGGGGGGACAGCUGCAUUCCAAGGCAAAGGCCUUUUUCAAAUACCAUUCAAAGGCAAGAAUACUGUGAGGAGUCAAUGUGACUCAUUGGUCCUUCUAAGAAUACACUUAUUUUAAAAUGGGGUCGAAAUGACCCAUUGGUCCUUCUAGGUAGGUGUGUGCGUGUUACUUAUAAAGUACUUUCAGUUUAAUCUUGUACAAGACUAAACUGAAGAAACCCAAGUAGUAGGAUAUAGUAUCAGGUUUUGUGGCUUUAAGGAAUACACUUAUUUUAAAAUGGGGUUGAAAUGACCCCUCAUUGUUCUAGUGUUAAUAGAGUUGUUUGCACAUGACGUUGAAAAGUAAGGGUUGUCUGUGCAUGUUUAUGAAGGCUUUCCACACUCUCACAACUGCAGUGUUGGCAGAGAGCGGGAGUUGGGUAUUUAAUAUACCUCAUUUGGCUCAUACACAGUAGCAGCAAUAUACAAUACAUAUAUAUAUAUAAUGUGUAUGUAUUUAUGUUUUGGAAUAGCUGUACAUUUUGGUGUGCAAACCCUGUAAAGUUCUUAAUGGCCUUGCCUGCUAUAAAUCUGUAGCCUUUUCCAAGUGCAAGUGUUUACUGGUGUGCACUGGCUGCUUUCAGGAGCUUUUUUAGGUACAGGUGUUGUCCAUGCAGUAUUUAUGUAAACAGAUGCACUUUUUAAAGUAAAGCGCAUUUUGUACCUUUUUAAGUCAUGGCGAUAUUAUUCAGGCAAAGCAUACUUGGUAUCCAUAGCCCAGUUAGUGUAUGUAGCUUCAAAUGGCAUUGUAGAGAUAGGUGGGGCUAGCAGUCACAUGAUUUAAAUGGAACAAGGAAGGCUGUUCUGUGCUGGCAUUUUGAAUCAUCUAGACAAGCUAAAAGCCAGGCAAAGAGAAAAGGGAUAACCAGUCAAUACUAGAGCAACAGAACCCAGAAGCACUCGGCAAGACUGCAAACACCAUGAAACAGUAAGGGUAUGUCAAUCACAUUGGUUUGUGGAGGGACUAACUCUUACAAGCAAUUGCUUGAGCAGAUAGCCUUUGACUGGCCAAAUAUCUACUGCUGGGGCGAAGUGUGUCUAAAAUUUAAGAACAUAUGAGGUAAUUUUGGUGUCGGUUUACAAUGAAAUCUUAGGAGUUUACUAUGUGGGAACAAGCAGUUAAAAAAGUACCAUAAUUUUUAGAGUAGAACGUCCUCCCUGUGUAUUACGCGCACCCCGUUCUUUGUGUUUUAUUUAACGCCCCUUGUAUAACGCACAUCACAUUUUGCUGCAAGAAAACCGGGUUAGUAGUCCUGUAGGUUGCGACUCGUUAUAAACUACACUCCAGUAAACCGUGCGCUUCAUAUAUAACGUGUAUCCAGCGUAUAGAGAGCCGCAAUGCUUCUAAAAUGUGUAAAAGGGUGCGUGUAAUACAACAAUAGUGUGCUGGGCAUGCAUUUUAACUGCAGUGCACUUUUGAUUUUAGGUAUAGGUAGUUCCUUCAAAAUGUGUAUAGUUAGAAUUCAAAAACAAAAGCAGCAGUACAAGUAGUCAGCAUUGUGGGGACAUCCUGCCUGGCAUUGCACGUCACGUGAGUUUUACUGAUUACUCAUAUUGCCAGUUCCUUGGUGCCUUAGUAAUGUUCCGGAGUAUCUUUGCACCACAUUACCCUUGCAGAAUAAAUACAAGUUUAAAACUGAAGGACGAAGAAUUCUACAGGCUUUUACCAAAAUGCCGAUGCACACAAUUGAGUAAUGCAGACUGCAGUAACAUGGGAUGCUUGUGCACUGUUAUCAUAUAAUGUUGGCAUUCUGCAGUCUGAGUAAAAAAAGCUUUAUUGUAAUGCGGAAAUAAGCUUGCCUUGAUAUUUGCAAAUGCAUUGCAUGAUAACAUUGAAUUUUCUUCUGGGUACUUUUUAUAUGAAUAUUUUGUACGUUUGUGUUAUACACCCCCCUCCCCACCAAGGGGGUCAAAGCCAAUAUUAUGUUUACAAUACUUUUAAUGUUGUAAAAAUACAAUCCUGUAUUUAUAAUUUUGUUUUUCAAGUUUCUGCCCACACUGUUUUUUUUUUUUAGUUGUUCUUCACAGCUUGUUUCCACUGUGGCUAUUUUAUAACUCUUUCUUG